AAGGACUCUAACGAGCUGAAGGGGGUCACCGGAAAAAAAUCGGAAGGAAAAAAAAAUCCACUUGCCCGGACCAUCACCAACGAUACUGUGGCGCUCGAGCCCCAUGAGAACGAAGGCCCAUCGACUCCACUCUUCAAAGGAUUUAAUAACUAAACCGUCUUAACCCCCCCCCCCCCCUCGCUAAAAUGAAGGCAUUCAGCAUUGCAGUUGCAGUGACACUCGUGCUCGCCUUUAUUUGCAUUCUGGAGAGCUCUGCCGUCCCAUUCACCGGGGUGCAAGAGCUGGAGGAGGCAGGGAGCGAUGACACUCCAGUUGCGGCACAUCAAGAAAUGUCAACGGAAUCGAAGGCGAUGCCGGGUCACAUCAGGCCGAAGCGCGAGAGCCACCUCUCCUUGUGCCGCUGGUGCUGCAACUGCUGCAGGGCCUACAAGGGCUGCGGCUUCUGCUGCAGGUUCUGAGGUCGGCCGCAACCAACCACCAAAUAUUGAUUUAUUGCACUUUUCCCCCUUCGCCCCCUCUCCUCCUCCCCAAAUGACCUUUUUUCUCUUGACCUCUUCCUCCAAUGCGUCGCCUGUGCUACACUGUACACACGCACCACGUGACAGAAGGCGGUGUGUGGUUCACGGAGGUGGCACUGGGAAAAGAAAAUGUAUUUAUUUGAUAUGUGUUAAUACUUUCCCACUGAGAGUCUUUUUGUAAAGGGCAACGAUAUGUAAAUGCGUUUCUAAAAAUAAUCCACAUCUUCAUUUAAAUCGAGUGCAACGAGUUGAUAGACGGUGUUGAAUAAAUGAUGAACACUUUA
Pseudoliparis swirei is the source of this 802-nucleotide messenger RNA. RefSeq names its product hepcidin antimicrobial peptide (gene hamp). Gene Ontology annotation, biological process: defense response to bacterium; intracellular iron ion homeostasis. Gene Ontology annotation, cellular component: extracellular region. Lineage: Eukaryota; Metazoa; Chordata; Actinopteri; Perciformes; Liparidae. The record is from RefSeq and is a predicted model, not a curated record. The transcript has 3 exons. Bases 186 to 458 code for a protein of 90 amino acids.